This is a messenger RNA of Rhipicephalus microplus (southern cattle tick), 456 nucleotides long. RefSeq lists its product as uncharacterized. NCBI's taxonomy places the organism in Eukaryota, Metazoa, Arthropoda, Arachnida, Ixodida, Ixodidae. The record is from RefSeq and is a predicted model, not a curated record.
AUGAAGCGCCACAAUGCGAAUGCACACCGGCGAGCGGCCGUUCGAGUGCGACGUGUGCGGCCAGAGGUUCACUCGCAACGCCGUCCUGGCGAACCACAGGCGCCGCCACACCGGAGAGGGCCCUACUCUUGCUCGCUGUGUCCGGCCACGUUCGGCACCAGGUUCGCGAUUGACGACGCACACGGCGGGCCACAAGCGCAAGGCUCCCUACGGUGCCUCAUGUGCGGAAUGAAGUUCGUCUCGGGCAAAAAGUUCGACAGUCACGUGCGCAACCACUCGGCGAAGAGGCCGUACGUGUGUCACCUGUGCUCAACCGACUUCAUUCAAAAGUACAACUACGCGUCCAUCUCGCCAAAGCACUCUGGCGAGGAAGCCCCAUCAGUGCAACGUGUGCCACAGGGCGUUCUCGAGGCGCGUGUCGCUCGUGAAUCACAUGAGCGCCAAGCACAAUGCUGA